This is a messenger RNA of Prorocentrum cordatum, 1596 nucleotides long. Lineage: Eukaryota; Dinophyceae; Prorocentrales; Prorocentraceae. The record is from the annotation of a GenBank genome assembly.
AUGGCUAGCCUCCGCCUCUUCUUGGCCAGUUUCGUUUCGUUCUACGUGGUCGUCCCUCUCACUUCAGCAGCUCGUCACGAGGGCAAAUCGGAGCUGAUUGACGUGGACGCCAGCAAGGUCCACGGAGCUUCGGAGCUCAAUCUCGCAUCGGUUUCCAACCUUAGCGCGAGGGAGGUGGGUGAAGCAGUUCUUCCCGUCCGUCCGCCUCAGACAACCACAACGGUCACUCACAAGAGCUGGUUUGAUCGCAUGAAGAGCGCCAUGCUUAGUAUCAUCAUCGGCACCCUGCUCGUAUGGUUUUCCAUACCCUGUAUUUGGAUGAAUGAGCGUCGGAACGCCAUCAUGGAAUCCUUGAUCAAGAACGGACGGGCCGAGUACGUCACUGUGGAGGCCGAGAAGGUUGACCCCGAUUUGCGAGGAUCUCUCGUUCACAUCCCGUCCGCGGAGGCACGAGGUGUAAAACCAAUGCAAGAUGAACGUCUCAAGCAGGUGUCUUGCGAUCGCGGGUGUUUGCGACUCAGGUCUACCGUUGAAGUCUUCCAAUGGAAAGAAGAGGCUGUAAGAAGAGAGCAGAAGGAUUCUGUGGGUGGGGGGGAGACCACAGUCACGAACUACUCGUACACCAGGCGCUGGCUCAACUGCAAGCAGGACUCGAACUGCUUCCACGACCGGAGCUACCACAAUGUCCUUUCGGUUCCUGGCUUGGAGCCAGGCGUACGGGAGCAGACGAAUCCCGAAGUGGAGUACGGGAGCGCCUUCACCCUGUCCGAGGACCUCGUGGACCAGCUCGACGACUGGCAGACGGAGACCGGAAGCGGCCUCUUCUCGAUCCAGAGCGUCAGCAUCGGGGACAAGGCGUUCCACGUCGGGCCCGACUCCUGCUACUACCACCCCGAGUCGCGCGGCCCGCCUCAGAUUGGCGACAUGCGCGUGAGGAUUGAGUAUAUCCCAGAUGGCCCCGCCACGGUGCUGGCGCUGCAAGCCGAGGCCGAGAGUGACAGCGGUGGCCGGGAUGUCUUCAUCCCCUACCGCACGGUCCCGCGCGGCCUUUGCGGGUGUAGUGGCCCGUCUUCGAAGGAGUUGAAGGCCUUGCAGAUCGCCGAGGGGCGCAAGACGGCCGACGAGCUUUACGACGGGGACAAGUGUGACCUCGGACCUGUAGCCCAGCUUUUCUGUUGCUGCACCUGCGCAUGCAACCUCGUUGCCUACAUGUUCACAGCCAUUGCGCCACCCCAGAUUUACCACAUCUUCUCCGGCAAGGUCUCUGUCGAGGAAUGUUGGAGCAGGGUCUCCGGCAGCAACGGCAUGAUGAAGUGGGGUUUGCGUCUGGUUUCGUGGAUGAUGUUGUUCUACGGCAUGUACGCUCUCUUCAAGCCGCUAGAAGUCAUGCUUGACAUCGUGCCCUUCCUGGGCCCCUACCUUGGGACCGGCGUGGCUUGGAUGAUCUGGCUAGUGGACUAUGUUUCGUCGUCACGCUUGUGGUCGCUUUUCUCAUCAUCUCUAUGGCCUACUUACGCUUUCAUCCGUUCACAGCAUUCAUGUAUCUCGGCGCCGCUGCUCUGGCUAGCGGCACCAUGUACUACAUUGGCGCGGUGA